AUGUCCGAUUCGACUCGCAACCCAGCACCGCCAAAGAGACGACGCUCAUCCCUUGCCUAUGAUCCGGCCAGAGACACUUUCAAAGAGCUGCCGGAUGCUCUAGCUGAAGACGCCAUCGCAGAAGAUCCUGAGGAGGAACACAAGGCUGAAGCGGCGGUCGCUGCAAGUCCGACGACAGGGAAAGAAACAAAGGAACCCCCCCGAAAGCGGGGACGCUCAGAGUCAGGAGACGGCGAGGUGAAGGACAGUUUUCCGGAAGAGAAGAACACACGAUCAAAGAGAUCACCGCCAGACUCGGAGCAAAUCAUGUCAGAACAACCUCGAAAGCGAAAAAGGUCACAGUCGUUAGACGGCGAGGAGAAAGAUUCUGGGACAAGGAAAGAUGAAUUAUCGGAAGAAUCCCAAAAGACCAAGCCCCGAACGCCAGCGGACCUUCCCCGAAUCCCCCGUAAAACGAGAGAAGACGAGGCCUCUACAUCACGUCCUGCCUCCGACGCCUAUAGCCGACGACCUGAGGCAGGGGAACGGCGAAGACAAGACCGAAGAGACGCGCCCUCCCAUAGACGCUCAAGAUCGCCUCCUUCACGGCGGUCUCCGGCUGAGACAUACCGACGUCGCUCCCCACCUCGAGAACGCCGCAGGUCGCCCUCCCCCAUCCGUGUCUCUCCUCCCCCUGAAGUCAUUCGUCCCGGAGGAGCACGAGGUCGCGGUCGGAAUGUUUUAGCCGAACAACAGCGUCUUGCUGCCGAAAGAGAGCAAAAGCAAGCUGCACUACUCGCUCAGACGAACCGCGGUGUUCAAGAAGUCUCGAAUCAGUGGUACAAUCAGAGGCCUGAGUGGGUCAAAGAGAAAGGCCGUGACUGGCGGAAAAAUGAGUCUCAGAUCAAAGGCCUGCGCAGCUUCAACAAUUGGAUCAAGUCAUGCCUCAUCCAUAAAUUCAGUCCAGAGGAGAAAGAGGAAGAAGAGGAGGCCGGUUGGGGCGAAGAAGCCAAGGAACCUGCAGAGCAAAAGCCACUCCUGGUGCUGGACAUCGGGUGUGGGAAAGGAGGUGACCUGGGCAAGUGGCAGUUGGCUCCUCAAAAAGUCGGGUUGUACGUGGGCCUUGACCCUGCUGAAACGAGCAUCAAACAGGCGCGUGACCGGUAUGACCAAAUGCGACGAGGCCGGCGGCCGAUCUUUGAUGGACGCUUCUUUGCACAGGACUGUUUUGGUGCAUGGAUCGGCGACGUUGGCAUUGUUCGUGAAGUCGGCAUCGAUCCGAAUGCAGGCAACGGGCAACCGAGCCGUUGGGGCGGUGGCGGGUUUGACAUUGUGGCUUGCAUGUUUGCGAUGCACUACUCCUUCGAAUCCGAGGAAAAGGUGCGAACAAUGCUCCGCAAUGUUGCCGGAAGCUUAAAGAAAGGCGGUCGAUUCAUUGGUGUCGUACCCAACAGCGAUGUCUGCACCGAGAAUAUUCAGAAGUGGUUCAAGAACAAGGCAGCCAACAAGCUGGAAGCAAACGGAGGCGUGGAAGGCGCUUCUGAGGAGAAAGAAGAUGGCGAAGCCGACGAGGAGGGCCCGUCAUGGGGAAACUCCAUCUACAAGGUGCGGUUUCCGAUUGAUCCUGUACGGCCCCUGCAGCCAGACGGUUCCUUUCGACCUCCAUUCUCCUGGAAAUACACCUACUGGAUGGCCGAAGCCGUGGACGUGCCUGAAUUUGUGGUGCCCUGGGAAGCCUUCCGCGCAAUUGCCGAGCAGUACAAUCUGGAGCAAAGAUACAGAAAGCCAUUCCUGGAUAUCUGGAAUCAGGAGCAAGGGAACCGCGAAAUGAUGCAGUUGGCGGUGCGCAUGGGUGUCGUGAGGUAUGAAGGCGGAGACAUACAGCUGACACAGGAGGAGAGGGAAGCUGUGGCAUUCUACCAUGCUUUCUGCUUCGUUAAGGUGUAG
Cladophialophora carrionii CBS 160.54 is the source of this 1926-nucleotide messenger RNA. RefSeq lists its product as uncharacterized. The transcript is spliced from 2 exons. Bases 1 to 1926 code for a protein of 641 amino acids. The record is from RefSeq and is a predicted model, not a curated record. Gene Ontology annotation, molecular function: mRNA 5'-cap (guanine-N7-)-methyltransferase activity. Lineage: Eukaryota; Fungi; Ascomycota; Eurotiomycetes; Chaetothyriales; Herpotrichiellaceae. Gene Ontology annotation, biological process: 7-methylguanosine mRNA capping. Gene Ontology annotation, cellular component: nucleus.